Molecule: messenger RNA, 2103 nt
Organism: Saccharomyces kudriavzevii IFO 1802
Lineage: Eukaryota; Fungi; Ascomycota; Saccharomycetes; Saccharomycetales; Saccharomycetaceae
Gene: BRE1
Product: E3 ubiquitin-protein ligase BRE1
Exons: 1
Coding region: 1-2103 (700 amino acids)
Cellular component (GO): HULC complex; nucleus
Molecular function (GO): metal ion binding; ubiquitin protein ligase activity
Source: RefSeq, a predicted model, not a curated record
AUGACGGCCGAACCUGCUACUAAAAAGAUUAAGUUAGAAUUAAGUGAUCCUAGCGAACCGCUUACUCAAUCUGAUGUAAUAGCAUUUCAAAAAGAAGCUUUGUUUAGGUGUAUAAACCGUCGAAGGGUUGAUUUUGAGGCAUUACGGAGGCAAUAUGAGCUUUCCAGGAGGGAAUGCAUUGAUAUUUCUCGUAAGCUGGCAAAUAUUAUGGCCCUCAUAGUAACUUUGGCAAGGUUUAUCGAAACGUUUUGCAUGGAUGCUAAUGAAAAAAAACUGUGUAAGGAAAUUUCUCAAGGUGAUGAGACGCUGAUAGUUCAACGCAGUGACUCUUUCAUGAAAUUAUUGACUAAGUAUGGGAAACCAAAUGCCACGGAUGGUAAUGCUAACAAUAAUACGUCAGAUCAUAUUCAAGAAUUAACAACGGAGUUGAAAAACUUGCGGAAAACUAAGGAAGAGCUAUUUUACGAAAAUUCUCAGUUGACGGAGGAGAUUUCUGCUCUGAAGGAAUAUUAUACAAACUUAAUACGUAAGUACGAUAGAGAUGAAUCCUUCACAAUAAGGCGUGUUUUCAAAGAAGAUAAGUCAGAAGAUGCAAAGGAAACACGAGAGAAUAAGAAUGAGCCUAAUGAAAGCAAUACAAAGACCGAAAAUAAAGACUCUUCCGCCACUGAUAGCGAUGAUAAAUCUGGAAACUCCGAUAAGAGUGAUGGGAUCGCGCACCAAGAGGAUGAAAGAAAAGAGGAUGCCGAACGUGAAAAAUUAGAGCUGGACCUAAAAUUCUCUGAUUUGCGAGCAGAGGUAAAUUCUUUAAAAUCCACUAUUAGAGACCUUGAGAAUAUUAAAAAGGAAAAUGAGGAAGAGCUUAUUAAAACACGUUCCGAGAAUUCUGAUUUGAGAAGGCUACAAACUGCUGCAGUAAAACAAGAUCCUGAUUUUGAGUCAUACGAUCACGAAUCCCUUUUGGCAAAAAUUCAGCAUUUAGCAGAACAAAAUGACGAACUAUCGGAAGUCAACAGUUCCUUUUUAUCAAAAUUCCAAGUUUUGGCCAAAGAAAAGGAGGUGUACACAAAUAAAGUUCGAGAUGAGUUUCAGAAGAAUUUUGAUUCUCUGGUUGAAAUGAACAGUUCAUUGGAGAAAGAUGUCGUAAGAAUAAGAACUGCUCGUGAUGAUUUGUUGAGCAAAAUUGCCAUUUUGGAGGCUGAGAAAUCCAAGACUGAAUUAUUGGGGGACUUACAGCAUGCAAUUGACAUCUUGAAAGGGCAAUGGACCAAAAUUGAAGAAAGAUCAAUCAAUACAGAUUCUUUACAAACUCAAGACGCGUUGAUAAAGGAAAUACAAGAUUUAGAAAAGGGCUUCAGAGAAUUAUCUGAUUUAACUCAUAGAAAAUAUUCCGAAAUUAUUAAUCAUGAAUCCGUCAUAUCCAAGCUUACUGUAGAAAAGACGAAAGCUGAUCAAAAAUAUUUUGCCGCGAUGAGGUCUAAAGAUUCAAUUUUGAUUGAAAUUAAAAAUCUCUCUAAAAGCUUAAGUAAAUCGAAUGAAUUGAUUCUACAAUUAAAGGAUUCGGAUAGAUUGUUACAGCAAAAGAUUGGAAACUUACAUAAGCAAUUGGAACUUUCUCAAAAUAAUGAAAGGAGAUUGAUCGAUUCCAGCAAAGCAGAGACAUUAAAAAUCAUUGACUUAAACAAUACAUCAACAAAACUGAAAAGGUCGUUAGGGAAACUACAAGAAGAAAGCAACAAGAGUAUUGCAAAUAUGACGCAUUUAGAAACAAAAUUAAACGAUACAGAAAUCGAAUUGAAGCACUUCAAGCUGAAGGCAUCGCAUUUAGAAACUAAAUGCGAAAAACUCCAUGAUACAUUAUUCAAUGGUUACAAGAAAAACAAGGUUUCCAACAACGAGGCCCUCGUGGAGGAACUAGCGAACUUCCGUACCCUAGUUUACUGUUCCCUAUGUUCCAAAAAUUGGAAGAAUAUGGCCAUCAAGACUUGUGGUCACGUCUUUUGUGAAAAUUGCUGCAAAGAACGGCUGGCAGCAAGAAUGAGGAAGUGCCCUACAUGCAACAAAGCGUUCAGUUCCAAUGAUUUAUUAACAGUGCACUUGUAA